AUGAUUAACGAAGCUAAAUUCGAAUUGUUAAAAUAAAUUGAUUAUUGGACUCAAGAUUUGUAAAAAUAUUAAAAAUAACAUGCAAAAGAGAUUGAAUUGUUUUAUUUAGAAAGAUUGGCAGUAUAUAUAAUAUAUCUAAAUAUUUAGAUUACAAAUAUGAAUGUAUCAAAUAUGGAAUAGAUUAUUAGAAAAUAUGAGUUAUUAAAAAUGGUUUAUUAAGAAAUAACCAAAAACCAUUCUUAAAAAUAUUCAGAUGACACAUUCAAUACCUUAUAUAAUAAAUAUUGUAAUGAAAAGAAAUCUAAAUAAUCAGCAACUUAAUCUUAAAAGAAAUCAAUUAAUAAUAUUAGUACACUUUAAAAUAAAGGUAGAAGAUCAAAUUAAAAUACAAAUAUUAAUACAACUAAAGAAUAAAAAAUAACUAAUUAAUAAACUAUUCAACCAAAUUAAAUUAUUGAAGAAUACAUUGAUGAAAUUGAUUAUUAUGCAGAUAAAGUCACACAUUUACAACAUUUGAUUGAAUAACAUUCACAUGAAGAAUUAUUAAGUUAAUUAAAGUAAUUGUAAUUAGAUUAAGAGACUUUAUAAUCUGAUUAUAAUGCAAUAAUAGAAGAGAAUGAAAAAUUGAAAACAGAAAUUUAAGACAAUCAAUAGAAAGUAAAUGAAUUGAGAGAAUUAUAAUUAUAAUUGAUUGAUGAAUUCAAAUAAUUUAAUUGA
Messenger RNA from Paramecium pentaurelia, 717 nucleotides. The record is from the annotation of a GenBank genome assembly. Lineage: Eukaryota; Ciliophora; Oligohymenophorea; Peniculida; Parameciidae.